AUGUCAAGAGCCAAGAGAAUUAUGAAGGAACUGCAAGCGGUCAAAGAUGAUCCUACAGCUAAAAUCGGAUUAGAGUUCGUCAAUGAAUCAGACAUACAUCAUUUGAAAGGCUCCUUUUUCGGUCCUCCAGGGACACCAUAUGAAGGUGGACAAUUCAUAAUUGACAUUGAAGUACCAAUGGAAUAUCCAUUCAAACCACCAAAGAUGAAAUUCGAUACUAAAGUAUAUCAUCCGAAUAUCUCCUCAGUAACAGGUGCCAUUUGUUUAGAUAUCUUGAAAAAUGCUUGGUCUCCAGUGAUAACGUUGAAAUCUGCUUUAAUAUCAUUGCAAGCCCUUUUACAAUCGCCUGAACCUAAUGACCCACAAGAUGCAGAAGUAGCUCAACAUUAUCUUAAGGACAGAGCAUCAUUUGAUAAAACCGCCGCAUUGUGGACUAAACUAUAUGCAGGUUCUGGUGCAGCAGGUCCCGGAUCCGCUAAUGUAGAUGAAGCUGAAUUAUAUGGUAUCGACGCAGAUGCGGUGCAAGAAUUCGAAUCACAAGGUUUUGAGAAACAAAAAAUCGUGGAAAUAUUGAGAAGACUGGGUAUUAAACGUCUGGAUCCAAAUGAUAAUGAUACUAUUAACCGUAUUAUUGAGGAAUUAUUGAAAUGA
Molecule: messenger RNA, 651 nt
Organism: Naumovozyma dairenensis CBS 421
Lineage: Eukaryota; Fungi; Ascomycota; Saccharomycetes; Saccharomycetales; Saccharomycetaceae
Gene: UBC1
Product: E2 ubiquitin-conjugating protein UBC1
Exons: 1
Coding region: 1-651 (216 amino acids)
Molecular function (GO): protein binding
Source: RefSeq, a predicted model, not a curated record